CACUCGCUCGCGUUGAGAAGUAAAAGAAGAGAGAGAGAGGGGGUGGGGGCCCACCAUCCUCUUCUUUCCCGCGUUGAUUCCGGGUCAUCCUUGUUCGCCCCUUCGCCGCAGAUCUCCAGCGUCCUCCUCCCCCGCUCUCCCCCUUUUCCCCACACUCCCCCGCAAAUCUCGCGCAAAACCCUAAAUACGAAAAGAUCGAUCUCGGUAGAGAAUAGCAAACGAGGAGGCGAAAAGGGGCCCCAAAAGAUCCCACCUUUCGUCCCCACCCCUUCCCCAUUUUUAGCUUCCCCCUUACCACAACCCACCCCGCUUCCUCUAUUGAGCUCCUCCUCGGCGAUGAUGCCCUAGCGAUCCGGAGAUGGGCUGCGUCGCGUCGAAGAAGAAGGCGGUUUCCGUCACCCCCGCCGCGGUCGACUCCUCCGGCGCCCUCCGCGGCGGCGGCGGAGGCGGGCGCGGAGCGGAGCCGAUCUCGGCUUCUUCGUCCUUCUCGUCGCGGCGGCGGAGGGGCGAUCGCGAUGAGGCGGAGAAGAAGGUGGGGGAGGAGGAGGAGGAAGGGGGCGGUCGCGGCGGCGGCGGCGGCGGCGGCGGCGAUGCGGACGGGUCGCUGAGGGCGAGCCUGAGCGCGGCGAGCUCGCGGAGGCUGAGGCUGAGGAACCUCCAUAGGUACCUGGAAGGGGAGCAGGUCGCCGCGGGGUGGCCCCCCUGGCUCAGCGCCGUGGCCGGGGAGGCCAUUCAUGGGUGGGUGCCCCUUAAAGCCGACUCCUUUGAGAAAUUGGAGAAGAUCGGACAAGGCACCUAUAGCAGUGUGUUUAAAGCACGCGAUCUCGACACAGGAAAGAUUGUUGCCUUGAAGAAAGUGCGGUUUGAUAAUUUUGAGCCAGAGAGUGUUAGGUUUAUGGCAAGGGAAAUACAGAUACUUAGAAGGCUUGACCAUCUGAAUGUUAUGAAGCUGGAGGGGUUGAUUACUUCUAGGUUAUCAUGCAGCUUAUAUCUCGUGUUUGAAUAUAUGGAGCAUGAUCUUGCAGGACUGUCGUCUUCCCCUGACAUCAAGUUCAGCGAGUCACAGGUAAAAUGCUACAUGCAACAGUUACUGUCAGGGCUUGAACACUGCCAUUCGCGUGGUAUUAUUCAUCGCGACAUCAAGGGUGCGAAUCUCCUAGUAAAUAAUGAAGGGGUUCUUAAAAUGGGUGAUUUUGGUCUUGCAAAUUUCUUCGAUUCUGAAAAAAAGCAACCCUUGACAAGCCGUGUUGUAACUCUAUGGUAUCGGCCACCUGAGCUUCUGCUAGGUUCGACUGAUUAUGAACCGUCUGUAGAUUUGUGGAGUGUUGGCUGUGUUUUCGCGGAAAUGUUUCUACAGAAGCCUAUUUUGCAGGGAAGAACUGAGGUCGAACAAUUACAUAAGAUAUUUAAGCUUUGUGGUUCCCCCCCUGAUGAGUACUGGAAGAAGUCGAAGUUACCUCAUGCCACAAUUUUCAAACCCCAUCUUCCAUAUCAGAGUUGCCUUCGCGAUACAUUCAAAAGUAUACCAGAAAGUGCUUUGAGUUUAUUAGAAGUUUUUCUGGCUGUUGAACCUUAUAAACGUGGAACUGCAUCGGCUGCUCUCGCUUCAGAGUAUUUCAAGACAAAACCUUAUGCAUGUGAACUGUCGAGCAUACCAAAAUACCCUCCUAACAAGGAGAUUGAUGCAAAGAUCCGCGAGGAAUCAUACAGGAACAGAGUCAGCAGCAAAAGGCGAGGAGCAGAAGCAACAAGAAGACCAUCAAGACUAUAUAGAGCUUCACGAGAGCCAGGUGGACACGUAAUGGCAGAGGGCCCAGAGGUAUCUCGAACCAACUCAAAUGGGGUUGACAGAGGUGGCUUAAAGGAAGACCUUUCUAAGAUAAAUGGCGUUGCCAAACAAGUUGCAGAUCCGAAACCAAUACCAGCUAGUAAAGAUGAAGAUACACAUAUUAAGAACAACUCUCAGGAUGAGGAUAUCUCUUUCUCAGGGCCUUUAAUGGUUUCUUCUUCCAGCGGCUUCGCAUGGGCGAGGAAACAAAGAGAAGAGCGUGCUAAUGGUAAAUCACACAGUAGAUCUAAUUCAAGAGGAGGCCAUCUUUCAAAUGGAAUAACAGAUCAGGGAAACAAACAGCAAGAUAAAAACAUGGUUGACUCAAAGGAACAGGCGAAUGGAGAUGUACAUGAAGUUCGUGUUGAUUCUAACUUAUAUGAGUCUCAUAAGUUAAAGAAGCGAGCCAUUCUGAAGAAGUGGACACAGUUGCAGCGGCCCGAUUCGUUUGAUUCAUGUGACAUGUUCCACUCUCAGGACUUAUCGAAUGCAAUUUAUCUGGGGGAUACGAUGUCUUCCAAAAAUGGCAUUUUGGACCAAGGAGACAGAGUUGAGUUCUCGGGACCUUUGUUGUCUCAGUCACAUAAGGUUGAUGAGUUUCUACAGAAGCAUGAGCGCCACGUCCGCCAAGCAGUUCGGAAAUCGUGGUUCCGAAGAGUGGCAGGGAGAAAGCAAGCAAAGUAGAAAACAACGGCCAUGCCGCUUUGUGGCCAAGCAUAAGUCUCGAGGAUAUAGUGACUAAUAAUAACUUCUUCGAAACAAAGUGACAAAGAAGUAACAUCCAGCUGCUAUGAAAGAUGAAACAAACUAUUAGAGAGAUUUUGCGAACUACCGCUGAUGCCGCUAAUCCAACCCCCCAAAAAUGCCAAAUAUCUAUUGCUUCUUGUAUCUAAAUGUUGCCACCUUCGUUUAAUAGAGAACGUGAGCGAAAAGAAUGUGGAGUUUUUGGAGAUCUUUUGAUAUUGUAUGUUCCUCGAUGUUACAGAAAAGGAAAUGCAGGUGCAGUGCUGCUAGUGGAGAUCUGCUUAUAUCAGCCUCUAAUCGGGUCGAAUUUGUGUAAAGAUUCUGUACAUAAACUUUUAUGCUUUUGUACUUCUAAUUUAUUAUUAACUGGGGCAUGAUUCAAAUUGAUUAGUUGAGAUCAGGGUAUUCAAUACUUAGUGGUUGCUGUUUGUGGUG
This is a messenger RNA of Ananas comosus (pineapple), 3007 nucleotides long. RefSeq names its product probable serine/threonine-protein kinase At1g54610. Gene Ontology annotation, molecular function: cyclin-dependent protein serine/threonine kinase activity; ATP binding; RNA polymerase II CTD heptapeptide repeat kinase activity. NCBI's taxonomy places the organism in Eukaryota, Viridiplantae, Streptophyta, Magnoliopsida, Poales, Bromeliaceae. Gene Ontology annotation, cellular component: cyclin-dependent protein kinase holoenzyme complex; nucleus. The transcript is spliced from 9 exons. Gene Ontology annotation, biological process: positive regulation of transcription elongation by RNA polymerase II; protein phosphorylation. Bases 359 to 2512 code for a protein of 717 amino acids. The record is from RefSeq and is a predicted model, not a curated record.